Entelurus aequoreus (snake pipefish) is the source of this 3530-nucleotide messenger RNA. RefSeq names its product target of Myb1 membrane trafficking protein-like. Gene Ontology annotation, molecular function: phosphatidylinositol binding; clathrin binding; ubiquitin binding. Gene Ontology annotation, cellular component: endosome; membrane. The transcript has 15 exons. Bases 126 to 1616 code for a protein of 496 amino acids. Lineage: Eukaryota; Metazoa; Chordata; Actinopteri; Syngnathiformes; Syngnathidae. Gene Ontology annotation, biological process: signal transduction. The record is from RefSeq and is a predicted model, not a curated record.
GUGCGCGCGUGUUCACGUGACCGUAAGUGCGCCUCGGAGGGAAGAAGACGCCACCACUGCAGCGCUUUGUUGACUCUUUCCAGUAGACUUUGGAACGCAAAGUUCAUAUUUGACAACUAAACGGGAUGUUUUCGCUCGGGGAGGCGAUGGAGUUUCUUAUUGGAAACGCCUUUUCAACACCUGUGGGUCAGAGAAUCGAGCGAGCGACCAGUGGCGUUCUGCAGUCAGAGGACUGGGGGCUCAACAUGGAGAUUUGUGACAUCAUAAAUGAGACGGAUGAAGGUUGUCUUUUCAGACCAAGAGAUGCAGUCAAAGCCAUUAAGAAGAGAAUUGUGGGUAACAAGAACUUCAGAGAAAUCAUGUUGGCCCUUACAGUUCUUGAGUCAUGUGUGAAGAACUGUGGCCACCGCUUCCACGUUCUUGUGGCGUCACAGGACUUUGUCGAAGGCGUUUUGGUGCGUGCCAUUUUGCCCAAAUUUAACCCGCCCACUGCUCUGCAUGACAGGGUGCUCAGUCUCAUACAGUCAUGGUCUGAUGCCUUUCGUACGUCGCCCUCCCUCGCGGGGGUGGUGUAUGUUUACGAUGACCUAAGGAGACGAGGUUUGGAGUUUCCCAUGACAGACUUGGAUGCGCUGUCGCCCAUUCACACUCCCAGCAGGACAGUCUCAGAAAUGGAGACACCUGAUACGACGGAUGUGUCUCCAAGUCAGUCACAACCACAAUCUCCUUCCAGUUGUCUCAGUCAAAAUACUUCACCUGUAUCUCAGCCCAUUGAGCAACCAAACACUCUCUCUGCAGAGCAGAAAGAAAAGCUGCAAAAAGAGGUGGCGCUGGUCAAGGGAAACCUUACUGUGAUGUCCGAAAUGCUGAAUGACCUUAAACCCGGACAGAGCCCGCUGGAUGAUACAGAACUGCUACAGCAACUGUACUCAGUGUGUAAGAACAUGCAGACUCGAGUGGUGGAGCUCAUCCCUCAAUUGCAGGAUGAAGGACUCAUUGAGGAGCUUCUCGUGGUUAAUGAUGACCUCAACAAUGCUUUCAUUCGUUAUGAGAGGUUUGACAGACUAAACAAGGCACAAACUACAAAUGGCGAACAACAGAGUUCUGUCAGCAGCCCAAACCUCAUAGACUUUAUCCCGGAGCCUUCAACGCUGGGCCAGCCUGCCGUCAUCACAGCAACCAGCCAACCCGAAGCCAACACACGAGCCAGUCACACUCAGUCGGUCAACCACAAAGAGGAGGAAGAGUUUGACAUGUUUGCCCAAACCCGAGACAGUUCCUUAGCAGAGCAGAGAAAAAGCGUCAGGUAUGAGGAUCCAGGAGCUGUGGAGGGCCUUGCUGGGGCGCUGGACUCAAGGUUGCAGGUCACAGGAAGUAUGGUGCAAGUGAAAAACACACUGCAGAACAAUGUGGAUAAAUGGCUAUCUUCUGAUAUGCAAGACCAGUGUGCUGUCAGUGAGGGAGUCUCCAGUGAAGAGUUUGACCAGUUUUUGGAGGAUCGGGCAACAGACCAGCGUAAUCGUACGACUUGUGGCACAUUGCCCUCCACCUCUAGACUGCCGGCGCAAUCGGCAAAGCAACAGGACAGAUCACAUGACCAGCUUUUUUCACUCUAGAUUUUGGAGGCAAGCCUUUGUCAUCAAACUGAGAAACAGUUUAGAGAAACCGUGUCCUCUGCAGUGGACAUUUGUCUUCAUUGUAUUUCUUUUGUUGGAAAAAAAUACAGUUUUGCACAUCCACUGCAAAGGGCGCUGGUUUUCAGUAGUGUAUACCCUACAUCACAUACAUUUUGAUUUCACCAAGCAGUACAGUUCAUUUCAGCUUGUCACAAUAUCAGACCUGCGAACAUGUUCUUAUUUUUCAUACUCUGCACGUAUAUUGAUCCUGGACUACACCUUGCUGCUAUUGCACACAUCUGCUACACCAAUUCGAUCCUACCCCUAAAACCCUCUUGCUUAGCGGGAACACGCGCUCCCCAAGAAACCUAACCUUGUGAUUGCUCGGCUAAUAGAACAGUAUUUCCUGUGUGUAUACGACUUGUUUGUUUCGGAUCAACAUUUACAAUGACUAUUUAACUGUAUCGAUUAGUUCCAGCUGCAAUAACACUCCCAGUUUCUCCUUAAUUAGUCCAUGUCUGCGAACGCCCACUCCGAUUCCGGAUCAACAUUUUCAAUGAAAAUGACUAUUCUACUGCAUCAAUUAGUUCCAGUUGCAAUAACACUCCCAUUAUCUCUUUAAUUAGCCCAUCUUUGCAAACGUCAUCUCAGAUUUUUGAUCAACAUUUGCAAUGGUUAUUCUACUGCAUCAAUUAGUCACAGCUGCAAUAAUACUGCAAGUCUCUCUUUAAUUACAAAUGUUGGCUUGCAACAUAAGAUGCUAACAAGCUAAAUAUUUGACGAGAGUUGUGUUGCACACAGAAUUGACGUUGCGACAUCAUGCACUCAACCUUGAAUACACGCUUUAAAACCCACCUAGAUUAGAUAUAAGCUGCACCUACUUAAUUUUUGGACACAUUUUAUUUUAUACAAGUCUAUUAGCCACAGGAGUGGACAUUAAAACAUGAAAUAUUUACACAGGCGCUUGUGUUCAUUCCCAAAUGUAACAAAAGACAGUUCCUGUAAUGGCGUAAAGUACCUUGCUGUCUUUGUCCGUGUCCACCUGUUUUUCCGUGUUAGAGCUGCUGAAGUCACCGUCUUUGGUGUCAGAGUUGAGGGGACUUUGGGUUGCAUUGUCAGGUGCUUUCUCUGCCUCGUUUUCGCUUUCACUUUUGUCUUGAGGCGGGUUGCCUGAAGGCUUGUACCUUCUUCGGCAUGCAGUGGUUGGUGGUAGUGUAUUACAUUGCGGCAGCCGCUUCCUUUUUUGAUGGCCAGGUCGGUCGCUUUCAGCUUUGGGGCUGUGUCUUGCGCAUUUUGCCGAGUCUUAUUGACGGUAAGUGCAUAACGCGCUAAAUGUCUUACUGAGUGAUCAAGUGUUUGGUAAUUUCGUUGGUCUGAUGUGACAAGGCUAAAUUUAUUGGUGGACGUUUGAAGCUUGUCAACCCGGCAAAAUCGGGAUAUUAGCCGCAGCAUUGUAUAAAGCACAGUGUUCAAAGCUUGGGAAAAAAGUAGCGGCUUACUAUAUAGUCUUGAUAUUACGAUAUUUCACUGAUAGGUUCUACAUAAACAGAGGUAUGGAAAAUCAGAACAUGCCCAAUGGGAUAUUGUCUGGUGACGAUGCAUUUCUAGUUUUGAUACACUUUAGACAUUGGAAAUGCCAAAAAUGAAAACCAUACUAAUGUGAUGUGAACUGUAUUGCUUGGGAGGCAUCUAUACGCUUACAGUAAGACCUGCACUACACCACUGAUAACUCUGCUGUUUAUUAUUUACCUUAUGUGCAUGAAAAAAUGUACAUGGCUGUAUUUAUGGAUUGCAUUAUUAUAAUAUUGAUUUAAUUGUUAGUGUUUCCAGAUUGUUUGAAAUAGUUUAUCACCAUUGUUUGCCUUUGGAUCUAUACUGUAGUUUUUAUACAGGCAAAAUAAAUGGGUCAGUGUG